AAUGGUGAAGUGAUCCCACGGUUUGUGUCCCGUGGGCGCGGCGGAAGAACCCGGAGGAAAAAAGAAGUGAAAAAGAUAAAAGAAAAAGAAGAAAAGAAGAAAAAAGAGAGCUACGCGAAAGUGAGUUUACGCGCGCACGUCACACACUACACGGUCGGCCGGUAUGUGCACGCGGUCUUGCCGUAGCGGGAGAGCGGUCAUCUCGGCGAUCAUCAUCUUACUCUGGCAGAUUUGCAACCGACGGAGCGGCGCAACUCCAACCGACGUGACACCGUCGUCGUGCAACGUCGUCGCAACCGACGGACGGGAUCUGCUGUGCCGCGGCGCCGAUCUGCUCUCCAUAGGCCCGAUCAACGACGUCGAUCCCGCGCUAAUCGUUAACGUUACGAAGAUCGAUCUGACCAACAAUAGCAUAACGGACAUUCCACUGCGUGUUUUCCAUCGAUUUCCCAAUCUCGAAAUUUUGUUUCUCCGACGCAAUCGUUUGGAAACUAUUCACGAUGACGCGUUUGCAAAUUUACCGGGCCUUCGUAUACUGGAACUCGAUGAAAAUUACUUGACGGAGAUACCAGCCGCCAUUGCGAAUUUGCUUAGCCUUGAGGAAUUGUCCGUAUCAAACAACAGAAUAGAACAACUCACGAGGGACGCGUUGCACCGCACUCGCAAUCUGAUGUCGCUUGAUUUACGCGGAAAUCCCAUCAAGGAGAUAGACGACGGAGCCUUCCGAAAUCUCGGCAAACUUCGUAAGUUGAUAUUAUCGAACGUGAGGGAAUUGCAGCUGUUUCCCGAUCUAAGCGGAGCUACGUCUCUGGAAAUACUGAGACUAGAUCGCUCCCAGUUGAAGAAGAUUUCUUCUGAUCUUUGCCAAAAAUGUUCAAAACUCCGAAGUCUUGACGUAAAAUCCAACUAUUUAACCGAAAUACCGGAUUUGCGAAAAUGCAACGAACUUCGUGUUUUGGACUUAGCUAGCAAUAUGAUCUCCGCAUUACCCGACGACGCUUUCAAAGGCUUGGGUAUGCUGCACGAUCUCCUUUUAUCCAACAAUAACUUGCAGAGCAUCUCCAGCGACGCAUUUACCGGAUUACCCAGACUGCAGGUUCUAGAUCUCGAGAACAAUUACAUCGACUACAUACAUCCAGACGCGUUCAGAGAAACGAAACGAUUGCAGGAUCUAAAUUUGGGAAACAAUAUUUUUCCCACACUGCCGAUAAGAGGCCUCGCGGGAUUGUUGCAUCUCAAGACGUUCAACAAUCCCGCGCUGCGAGAAUUCCCGUCCCCGGAGAAGUUCCCGCGGGUGCAAACAAUGCUGCUAUCGUACGCUUAUCACUGCUGCUCGUUUCUCUCGGACGAGGAGGAAGCGGAAACACCUGUCACGAAUUCGCCGGUACGGGAAUCGAUUCUGUUCCCGACCGACGAUAUCGACAGCAAUCUGUGGAACUCGACUUUCAGCGAUAUCUGGCCGCAGUUGAAUAACUUGACCGACAAAUUCGGAUCGCAGAUAAAUGAACUUUGGGCUAACUUUGGUUCAGAUUUUACGUAUCCCGGCAACCUGCCUUCCUACGUAGAGGAUUAUUUCGAGGAGGUAGACGGUCGAACGGUGACACCGACACGAACGAUGUCGUCUCGCAUUCAAUGCUUGCCGCAACCCGGUCCGUUCUUGCCGUGCCAGGAUUUAUUCGACUGGUGGACACUGCGAUGCGGCGUGUGGAUAGUCUUUCUCCUCGCUAUGCUCGGUAACGGCACCGUGGUGUUUGUUCUGAUAUUCUCGAGGAGCAAGAUGGACGUGCCGCGAUUUCUGGUCUGCAACCUGGCCGCCGCCGACUUUUUCAUGGGUGUUUAUUUAGGUUUACUGGCGGUUGUCGACGCGUCGACACUGGGAGAAUUUCGGAUGUACGCGAUACCGUGGCAGAUGUCGGCCGGCUGUCAACUGGCCGGUUUCCUGGGUGUUCUCAGUUCCGAGCUGAGCGUCUACACGCUCGCGGUGAUCACUCUCGAGAGGAACUACGCGAUCACUCACGCGAUGCACCUGAACAAGCGACUCUCGCUGAAGCACGCGAGCUACAUCAUGACGAUCGGUUGGUGCUUCGCCCUGUCGAUGGCGAGUCUGCCGCUGCUCGGGGUCUCGGACUACCGAAAGUUUGCGAUCUGUUUGCCGUUCGAGACGAACGGCAGCGCGGCGCUCGCGUACGUGGUGUUCCUCAUGCUGAUCAACGGAGUGGCUUUCCUGAUACUGAUGGGAUGUUACUUGAAGAUGUACUGCGCGAUACGCGGCUCCCAGGCGUGGAACUCGAACGACUCGCGGAUUGCGAAAAGAAUGGCGUUGCUCGUGUUUACCGAUUUCCUCUGCUGGUCACCGAUCGCCUUCUUCUCUCUCACGGCGACCUUCGGCCUGCAGCUGGUGUCCCUCGAGCAGGCGAAGGUCUUUGCGGUGUUCGUGCUACCGCUCAACUCUUGCUGCAACCCGUUUCUGUACGCGAUUCUCACGAAACAAUUCAAGAAGGAUUGCGUGCUGAUAUGCAAAGCGAUCGAGGAGUCGCGCGUGACACGGGGCAUCGGCCGGUGUCGGCACAGCUCGAAUUUCAGCAAUCGGCAGACACCCGCUAACACAAACAGUCUGGUCGAUCGGUCGUCGCGGGAACAUCAUCAGAGUCAGCUUCAGACCCCGUGCACUUGCAACGCGCGGCUUCUCGAGACCGGUAGCCGCUGCUCGUCCUAUCGCUGCUGGAGCACAGGAUUGUUCUGGCCGUGCGCGCGCGACUCCCGACCGCAGCACGCGCGCAACGACCAGUACGCGUACCAGAUCGCUCAGAUCCAACAGAAGCAGCACAAACGCGCGUCCUCGGUGUCAUCCAGCGAGAACUUCUCCUCCUCAAGAUCGGACUCCUGGCGGCAGGCGCAUCACUGCGGCAUCCCGCUUCGACUGUUGGACCCGAAGCGACGCACCACCUCCUGGCUCAUCACCCGGAAACCGUCUCAGGACUCGAAUCUGAGCUCCUCGCGCAACGACUCGUCCGGUUCCGCGACCACUGCCAGCACCAGUACAUGGCGCAUCUCGAGAUCCAGUGCCUCCCUGGAAGUUAGCGCGCGGAACACGCCGAGGCCGGUGAGACCGAAACCGCGGCUCACCCGACAGUUCGCCAUUCAGGAACCGGAACCGCCUGGAUCGCCGGGACGACUGGCCGUCAGAUUACUCGCCACGAUACCCUCAGCGGCCGAGACCAGCGAGCAGCAGGACGACGAGAAUACACCGAAUAAUUGAAUAUCUAUAUUUUUCUCGAUAUUAUUACAGGUUGCAACAAAGUAAUGCGCAUUUUUUCUUCCAAGUCUAUUCUCGCCGAGGGCGCAAUUCUUCAACGA
This is a messenger RNA of Pseudomyrmex gracilis, 3357 nucleotides long. It is a transcript of the gene rk, whose product is annotated as lutropin-choriogonadotropic hormone receptor. Gene Ontology annotation, biological process: G protein-coupled receptor signaling pathway. The transcript has 13 exons. NCBI's taxonomy places the organism in Eukaryota, Metazoa, Arthropoda, Insecta, Hymenoptera, Formicidae. The coding region runs from base 164 to 3259 and encodes 1031 amino acids. Gene Ontology annotation, molecular function: protein binding; protein-hormone receptor activity; G protein-coupled receptor activity. The record is from RefSeq and is a predicted model, not a curated record. Gene Ontology annotation, cellular component: membrane.